This is a messenger RNA of Aspergillus oryzae RIB40, 2328 nucleotides long. RefSeq lists its product as uncharacterized. Bases 1 to 2328 code for a protein of 775 amino acids. The record is from RefSeq and is a predicted model, not a curated record. NCBI's taxonomy places the organism in Eukaryota, Fungi, Ascomycota, Eurotiomycetes, Eurotiales, Aspergillaceae. The transcript is spliced from 2 exons.
AUGAGCUCACGAUCAACUCCACGACGAAGAAAAGUCGUCUCGACGUCCCACGCGCUGGACCUUCUAAACAACUUGAACGCCAAAGAGGUCACCCACGAGCCGAAGUCCAGCACCCCUUACCGCCCCCGCUCGUCCCAUCGCUCUAAGAUCAACGAUGAUUGGGUUCCCCGAGGUGAUGCCAUCUGGGACGUCCCCCAGGGACCAGAUGAUGACCGAUCCGCCCCGUUCAAACGCGUCGCCUUAUCGGAGCCCUUGACUCCCCGCAGAUCGUCUCGGUUGCAGCCGAAAACUGCUAGUAAGACCACACCCUCUCGGAAGGCGAAACGACGCGCGAAUUUAAAGCUUAAGGAAAAGGAUGAUCGGGAGGGGGAGUCAGGGUCUGAGCCUGAGCGCGAGUCUGGAGGAGGCUCGGAUAAUCGACCUGACGAAGAAGCAGACGAGGAAAACACUGGUCCGGUUGAGGAAAAUCAGGAGAGUGGUGGAAGUGACGUGAGCUAUGUGGAUGUUGUAGAGGACCACGGAGAUACUGAGUUCCCCCAACCUGUGCUGGAUUCGCCUCAUAACGUCCCCCAAUCAAACCGACUUUCUCCAUUUGAUGUUCAGAAACGAGUAUCAGCUCUCAGAGCAGCUUUACACAGGGGACCAGAUGAGAGUAGCGCUGGAUCGAGAGAUCAAUCGCUUAAUGAGCCUGGAAGUGAAUAUGGAACACCGCGCGAUCACCCGUCACAGCAAACAGAUGAGCCACACCCUGGGUCUGAUAAUGCUUACAGUGCACACGAACAGCAGAGAAGCUCCCCCGCCGUCGUUAUCGUAAACCGUGCUACGGACGCUAGGAGCUCUAUGGGCGGGGAAGGAUCACCAGUCCAUUCGCCAGAGUCUCCCAGGAGGAAUACGCCACUGGAGGACAUCCCGCAACCUUCACCUGUGCAAGCAGAAUCUGGGGACUUGGCUGAUGAAGUGGGGCUUUAUGAGGCGGAAGAUGAGAACGUCGGAGUAGACCACACAAACAUCGCCGAUGAGGACGAGUCUUCCAAUUAUAUUCCAACAGAUGAUGAGGCGGAAGAUGAGAGCAUCGAAGCAGACUACACAAACAUCACCGUUGAGGGCAAGUCUUCUGCUCAUAUUCCAACAGAUGAUGAGGACAGCGUGAGAGAUCGCCCCACACGAUCCGGGCUGUUUAGGUACGAAACCGACCCAGAGAACCUGUCUACGCCGCCAAGCAAGAGACGCCAAACCUCAAAUCAAGAGCUAGUCCCAGAACAUGGGAGACAGAGUCGUGAAAGAAGCACUGUGACUUCUCGAGCCGUCAACUCCUUGAACUCUCAGGAAGACCAGACCGAGCCUCUACAACCCCGUCACACUCUAAACGACAUCGAGCAACACGUUGAGGACAUUUCCGAGGAUGAUUCCGAGAAUGAUCCCGAUGAUGAUACCGACGAGGAGGCAUGGUUGCACCAGGCCCUCAAAAUGGCUGGCCAGAAGAACAACUGGGACACGCUGGUAGUUCAGGCUCACCGCGUGAAAAAGACUGCUAACCCUUCUAUGGCCGAAUAUUAUAAUGAUUUUGCGGAUCUAACCUCCACCUUGCAAGCAAAAUAUGUGAAGAUUGUACGCUACCUAGACGCCCGACGUGAACCUCGCGGUGCGACAGUGCGCGAUUGCGAUGAGCUUCUUAACGCAAUUCUUAGUGACGGGACCUCUUCGGUGGACUAUAUCGUCGAACAUAAAGACGACGAACCGGAAGCAGGCCAACCGAGCAGUGAAGAGACACUGGACGAAUUUGAAGCCUGUCUUGUAUCGGGAAUGAUGGGUGUGUUGCUCGCCUGUUUCGAAGCUUACUGCAAGGAAGACGGUCUCUUCCCCAAAGCCUACGAGCACUUGCACCGGGUGCUGAAUGUGUUUCUACGAUUAUGCUACAAGAUAUACUGUGUAGUAGAUGCGGGUUACGUGGACUCCCAAAACCGUAGCCGUAGUCUGCAGCUCCCGCUCAAAAAGCUCAUCACCGCGUUAGAGAAGGACUUAUUUAAGGGCAGUGCACCGCAGCCGGAAUCUGUGCCAGCCAUGUCCAUCAAGCAUGGGAGACCAUGGACCGAUGACGAGGGGUAUGCUCUUAUAGAAGGACUGCAGCGUUACCAGGGUCGGGAUCGCUACGCUCGAAUUUUGAAACAUUUCGGGGAACGGCUCCGUGGGCGGACGAUCCGGGGUACGCGCGAAAAGGCGAGGCAGUUGCAUGAUAAGCUUCUCUCCACGGUGGUCGACCCGGACGUUCUCCAAACGGAAGAAGGACGGCAACAGUGGUACUGGCUCCUGAGUGUGCGGGAGGAGUGA